UCAACUGUGUAUGUUACCAUCUGUCGAUAAAGCAGGGAAAGAGUUACUUGUUUUAUCACAGAUGGCACCGCCUAUUAUAUGCGGUACUGAAAACUGAUUUAUAAUGAAAUACGUACGAAAGUCAUUGGAAGCAACAAAAAUUUAUUGAAGAAUUGACAUUUACCAUUUUUAUUAGUGUACACAUCUGUACGAUGAUUCAGUAAAACGUAAUUAAACAAAGAUGAAAAUAACCAAUAACACUUUUUUAUUAUUUAUAAAAUAUAAAGCAGUUUGUUUGUUUUAAUUAUCAAAUUGUUGAUAAAAAAGAUAAGGAUUCAUGCGGUGGCCUAGGUGCAAUUACACCGAGAAAAAUAUUUUGUUUGUCUUUAUCAGAAUAUUCAGUCAUUAAAAAGUGAAUUCAGUAAUACUAAACACACGUACAUGACUCUAUCGUUUUGUUAAAAUGACAAAUAAUAAUCUAAGUAAUUCAAGUAAUACAAAUAUAAAAAGUGAUUUAAAAGAAAAACUUUUGCCUCUUAAAUAUACGUAUAUUAUGAGUUGCGUCAUUUUAAUGAUAAAUGGCGCUUUUAUUUCUAUCGGUUCCGUGAUGAUUUGGAAAAAUUUACAUUAUUUUGAGAAGUUCGUUAGUUAUUAUACCAGUAUACCUAUUUUAAUAGUGAUGAUAGUAGGUGUAAUCAUAAUUGCUCUCAGCUGGUUUGGUAUUAUUUCUGCCUGGCUAUCUUAUUAUUGUGGACUUUUAAUGUUUUAUAUGUUUACAUCUUUGUUGUUUGUGUCGACCGUAGCAGGAUGGGCUUAUCUUUAUUAUGUAUCUGAUUCUAAUUUGUAUAAAAAGAACUUGUUACACACUUUAGUUAAUGCUACCAUAAACUAUCAUUUUGAAGAGGAUGCAAUAAAUAUUGUUCAAGCAAAGCUUCAAUGUUGCGGUGUCCACAGUUAUGCUGAUUGGGAAACAAUAUUAGGAUAUAUCCCGGGAUCAUGUUGCGAAUCGAAUGAUUUUUGCAAUUAUAAUAAUGGAUUCAAUGUUUACAAUCAAGGAUGUUACAUUGCCCUUAAUAGAUUAAUAGAAUCUUAUACCCUAUUAUUACAUCUAGUGGUCGUUAUAACAGAAGGGUUUUUCGUGCUAUCUAUUUCUUUAUCUUAUUACCUCUACCAAAAACCUUAUAAACACAAGCAAUUUAUAUCAUACACUCAAAGAAGGAAUAUAGAAUUGAGUCAAAACAAUCCAAGAAAUAACCAUUCUGCAUAUCCUGUAGGUUUAGCAGCUAAAAGUUUUAGUGGAUCGAUGAAUAUUAUUUGAAUAAAAAAAUCCAAAUCUAUGUUUACCAUUAAGAUUGAAAAAAUAAAUGAGAUGUGUAAACAAAUUUUGUGUUUUUCAGACCGCUAUAACUUAUCAUGAAGGAUAGAAUUCAGGGGUAUAGACAAAUUUUUUCUACUUGGUAAUAUUGUUGUAUGGUUGAGUUUAUAUGAAUAGGUUAACUCUCUAUCAUAUACGUCAUAUAGGAUGGGGAUAAUAAAGUACAAGCAGUCUUUUUUAUUAUUUAUUCAGAAUAUUUCAUGUAGUAUUUUUAUUUUACAAAAAAAGUCUCUUACAUUUUAAACCACAAAAUAUAUUGUAACUAGAUGAUAGAAGAAACCAUUACAGAAUAAUUAUUCUAUGAUAUUCUCAUAAUUCUUUUUAUAGUUAUCAAAGCUAUUUAUGAACAAUUUAAAUGUAUGUUACUUUUACAUGUUUUAACGGAGACACCAUUUGCGUUAUUUUCAAGCAACUAUGAAAAAUUCUAAAAUAGUCACGUACUAGAAAUAAAAACAGUAGGUUUUUAAAUAUAUUUUUUAAAAAUAAAAUGCAUACUAUUUUAUGAACCAAUAUCAGAUUUAUAAAAAAUGUAAACGAUACUUAGUAAAGAAGCUCGUAGCACUUAAUAACUUCAAAAAUUUAACACGAAAUAGCAUAAAUAUAACUGUUAAUUUCUAGUGCACGUUAUUAAUUAUUAUUAUUAUUAAUUCUAUUUUUAAUAAAACUAUCAAUCGAUAUUUUAUCAGCUAAUAACCAUACACAGCAAAAAACGAUAAAUUUAUACAUUAACAUCCUAUAACUAAAGAUGAUUUAGGUAAAUGUUUAUCAAUGCAUAAUUUUACAGAUCAAUUGUAAUAAAUAAAAGUUUACAAA
Molecule: messenger RNA, 2167 nt
Organism: Nasonia vitripennis (jewel wasp)
Lineage: Eukaryota; Metazoa; Arthropoda; Insecta; Hymenoptera; Pteromalidae
Product: tetraspanin-6-like
Exons: 6
Coding region: 443-1297 (284 amino acids)
Cellular component (GO): membrane
Source: RefSeq, a predicted model, not a curated record